AUGUAUACGUUCGAGUGUACCUCCGUCGGUUGUGAAAAAGUUUUUUCUGCUAAACGUAAUAUGACCCGCCGCGUUAAAUCGUACGACAAUGUAAAAAUUCAAUGCGCUCUGUGUCCUAAAUCGUUUCCGCGUAUAGACAACCACGGUACUCGUGUUAAAAUUAUCCAUUUCGGAGGAAUGGUUGCAUUGCCAACUAUUUUUCCCGACAUGCAAACAGGACCGCCAAACGCCGUCGCUGAACCAUGGACUUCGACAGUGCCAUGGACUACCGACGAGGAAAAUGACGAGCUGUUUAUGAUAAUCGAUAUGGUUAUUUACGACGGUAAGAUUUCUCUUAUUAUGGCCCACCACAUAGCGAGGGAGUUGGUUUUUUAUUUAUUUUUAAUGUUCCCCUUAGAUAGGAAACGUGUGUUCAAAGAAGAAACCGCCGCUGAAAUGAAGAAAGCCAGGAUAGAGUUAGCGAAAACACCGGGAUUUCCAGAGGUAGAUUCGUCAUUUUCCCGCGAAAAAUCGUAUGGUACUAUGCCAGAAAUUUCAAUAACGUUCAAAAUUACAAAAAAUUUCUCAAAUCGUUAAAACCCGCACUAAUCGAAAUCCUCACAAAAAUUGUUCGAGAAAAAAGAAACAUUUUAUACUAACGUGAUCACAGAAUAUAUAUCACACAGAAUGUAAUGAAAAAUAUUAUUUGGAAAAAUAAUAAUUUCUUACAAUAUAUUCUCAUAAGAUAAUAAAAUAAUAGAAAGAAUAAAGAUAAAGAAAAUAAUAAUCAUAGGUAUGUGAUAACGAUGUAUGUGAUAACAGUAUGUAUAUGAUAAUGUCUCGAAAAAAUAUUUAAACAAUUCGGGUGGCCAUGUAUUAUGUAUAGCACCUGGCAUAGGUUAAUUAAGAACGUAGUAUUAGGGUCGCAGAUAAGAACUUUGGUAAUGAUAUCGUUGAUAAUAGAUAAGAACCGAUAAUAUUGUUAUGAUAUGCUAUUUAAGCUAUCAUAUAUAAUGUAAAUAAAAUGUAAUGUUAAUAAAAUGUAAUGUAAAUAAAAUGUAAUGUAAAUAAAAUGUAAUGUAAAUAAAAUGAUAUGUAAAUAAAAUGUAAUGUAAUGUAAGAGAUAAAUCAGACAAUUAAUAACAGGAACGAAAAUUAAGCAUAUAAAUUCAAUUCCAUAUUUUCUAUCAAAUAAUAUUUAUCUUAAUGCGAUAUUUACUUAUUGUAAUGAUAUGCUAUUUAAGCUAUCAUAUAUAGUUAAAAUAAAAUGUAAAAUAAUUAUAAUAAUUGAUAGCCAUUAAGUAUUAGAUUAAGUUGUUAGUAUUAACUAGAUUAAGACAACACAUUUACACACGCAUACACACAUAGGUCUCCAGUUAUAAGGAGGCCGGUCACUUCUAAUCAGCCCAGUGCGUGUAUUGUUCCCGUUCCUUUUGGACAGAUGAUCACAAGCGAGUAUAAAGACUGCGCAGAGAUUCUUACAAAGGCACGGGAACCUAGAACAGUGUUGUAUGAUUAUAAAUUAAUAAAAAAAAAACAAUUAGUUCAUUGAAAUCUUUUUAUUUACUUCGGUCACCUUUAUCAGAUUCAACAGAUCAAUUGCCGCCUGAAGGAGAAAUGUAAUUCAAUUUAUAAUUAACUUAAACAUGUGAAUCAAUUUUAUAUAGUUAGGCUGACCAUAUUUCUGAUUACAACAAUAUAUAACAGCUGAUAAGAACGUGGCUGUGGUCUAUAUGGUCGAUGAAGAGGUGGACAAUUCAGGCGGCCAUGUAUUAGGUAUAGCACCUGGGCUCUUUGCUCCUGCGCCUGGGAACCUGGCACCUGGCACCUGGGGUAGAACUCACUAA
Messenger RNA from Cinara cedri, 1826 nucleotides. Lineage: Eukaryota; Metazoa; Arthropoda; Insecta; Hemiptera; Aphididae. The record is from the annotation of a GenBank genome assembly.